Molecule: messenger RNA, 1704 nt
Organism: Zingiber officinale
Lineage: Eukaryota; Viridiplantae; Streptophyta; Magnoliopsida; Zingiberales; Zingiberaceae
Product: uridine 5'-monophosphate synthase-like
Exons: 6
Coding region: 71-1516 (481 amino acids)
Biological process (GO): 'de novo' pyrimidine nucleobase biosynthetic process; 'de novo' UMP biosynthetic process
Molecular function (GO): orotidine-5'-phosphate decarboxylase activity; orotate phosphoribosyltransferase activity
Source: RefSeq, a predicted model, not a curated record
ACCUAAGUCCGCCCCCCCUUUAAAAAAUUGCCAUCGGCUAUUGACACAGCAAAAGAGCCGGCGAUCGGAGAUGGAGUCGGUCAUCAGGGAACUGCACGAGAUCGAGGCUGUCAAGUUUGGCAGCUUCAAGCUCAAAUCCGGCAUCACCUCCCCCAUCUACAUCGACCUCCGCCUUGUUGUUUCAUACCCUUCACUCCUCGUUCGCCUUGCCGACCUCCUCCACUCCGCCGCCGCCGCCGCCGCCGCAUCCUCAUCCACCCCAUUUGAUCUCGUGUGCGGCGUCCCCUACACAGCCCUCCCCAUCGCCACCGCCAUAUCCCUAGCCCAUUCCCUCCCCAUGCUCAUGCGCCGCAAGGAGGCCAAGGACUACGGAACUGCCCGCUCCAUCGAGGGAGUUUUUCGCCCCGGACAGUCCUGCCUCAUCGUUGAGGAUCUCGUCACCAGUGGCACCUCCGUCCUAGAGACUGCUUCCCCCCUCCGCGCUGCAGGCCUCCGCGUAACGGACGCGGUUGUCGUUAUCGACCGCCAGCAGGGCGGCCGCGAGAAUCUCGCGGACAACGGCAUACGCCUCCAUGCUCUUUUCACCCUCUCAGACCUCCUCACCGUGCUCGUCUCCCAAGGGAUGGUGUCGGAGGAGAAGGCUGCUGAGGUGAGGGCCUUCCUGGAUUCCAACCGCAGGGUGGCAGUGCCCACUACUCCUGCACCAGUAGUGAAUCCAGUCUCCAGGCUUUCUUACGGUGAGAGGGCGACGAUGACCAGUAAUCCCACGGGCAAGAGGCUGUUCCAGGUGAUGGAGGUGAAGCAGACCAAUCUGUGCCUUGCAGCUGAUGUUUCCACAGCAAAAGAACUACUUGAUUUGGCCGAUAAGGUUGGCCCUGAGAUUUGCAUCUUGAAAACUCAUGUGGAUAUUCUGCCAGAUUUCACAUCAGAGUUUGGGGUUCAGCUUCGUGCGAUUGCUGAAAGGCACAACUUCUUGAUAUUCGAAGAUCGCAAAUUUGCUGACAUUGGGAACACAGUUACAAUGCAAUAUGAGGGAGGGAUAUUUCAAAUAUUGGAGUGGGCUGACAUUGUUAAUGCACACAUAAUUUCUGGCCCUGGAAUUGUUGAUGGUCUAAAGCUGAAGGGUUUGCCCCGAGGGAGAGGACUUCUUUUGCUUGCUGAAAUGAGCUCUGCUGGAAAUCUUGCGACAGGAGAAUACACAUCUGCUGCUGUGAAAAUAGCAGAGACACACACUGAUUUUGUGAUUGGAUUCAUAUCUGUUAAUCCAGCAUCAUGGCAAGGAGAACCAACUAGUCCAGCAUUUAUUCAUGCAACUCCUGGAGUUCAGUUGAGUUCUGGGCGAGAUUCAUUAGGCCAACGAUACAACACGCCUUAUUCUGUAAUCUUUGAGAGAGGCAGUGAUGUUAUCAUUGUUGGGCGUGGAAUUAUAAAGGCUACAAAUCCUAGUGAAAUCGCCAGAGAAUACCGAAUGCAGGGAUGGGAUGCCUACAAAGCAAGACUUAACUCUUUUGGUUAACCUUCCGUAUCACAAUUAUGUGUUGCUUAACCUUCCGUCAUCGAAUUUUAUUUACCCAAUUUGGUAGUCCGCGCUUGGUGUGUUAACAUGUCGUGUGCGCGAUGUUAUCAUUUUUCGACAAUAAAAACAGAUAAAGCAACUUGAAGUGAUUUCUUUAAUUAUAUAUAUUUUUUAAUUUUGUGUUACCA